Cokeromyces recurvatus is the source of this 1530-nucleotide messenger RNA. RefSeq names its product beta-trefoil DNA-binding domain-containing protein. The record is from RefSeq and is a predicted model, not a curated record. Gene Ontology annotation, molecular function: RNA polymerase II cis-regulatory region sequence-specific DNA binding; DNA-binding transcription activator activity, RNA polymerase II-specific. NCBI's taxonomy places the organism in Eukaryota, Fungi, Mucoromycota, Mucoromycetes, Mucorales, Mucoraceae. The annotation marks the transcript as partial. Gene Ontology annotation, cellular component: nucleus. The transcript has 2 exons. Gene Ontology annotation, biological process: regulation of transcription by RNA polymerase II.
UUCAAUCAUCAUCGACAAUCUCAGUCUGCUUCUAUGAAUGACAUUAGUAUCGCUUCUUUACUUGCUUCUGAUGAUAUUACUAGCUAUAAACGUAGAUGGAAUUUAGCAGAAGAAGAAUAUAAACAUACUAAAAAAUAUCAUAAAAAGCCAACAAUAAAUCAAAGAACAACUCUUACUUGUUUCCAUGCUACCGUGGCUCAAAAAUCAUAUGGUACCGAGAAAAGAUUCCUUUGUCCUCCUCCUAUUGUUCAUAUUGCAUCUAAUGAAAAAUAUUCAAAAAAGAUUCAAUUAUCCAUGUCAGUUAUUUGUGAAAAUGGGGGUAAAAUAUUAGAACAACGUUCUAUGUUGGAUGAAAAUCAAUCUGGUAGUUUUAAAUAUCUUCAUGUUACUGGUACAGCAAAGGCAAAACAUUUUUAUCUUAAAGUUAACUUAUUACCUAUUACAAAAAAUGAUCACUUAACAGAGGAAUCUUUGGCUUCAUUUAUUUCAAAACCUAUUUCAAUCAUUUCUAAACCAUCAAAGAAGACAGCAAAGACUCGUAAUAUUUCAACUUGUAUUCUAGCUCAUUCUACUGUUUCACUUUUUAACCGUAUUAAUUCACAGACAGUUCGAACAAAAUAUAUGACUUCUUCUAAUAAUAUGCUUUGUGCAAAAAACUCUUCUUGGUCUCCAUUUAAUAUCAUCAUCGUAAAUCAACCCAAUUUACCUCAUUCUCAUAAACUUUCUUCGAAACAACAUGAUCAUUUUACUUCACGUAUCCAACUUUCUCGAUAUUCAUCUCUCUCUAAUCAACAAGAUAAUGUGAAAAUACCUCAUCAUCUUACUUAUGGUACUGAGAUCAUCUUAAAAGAUGCUCAUACAGGUGUUACCUCUCCUUCUCUUAUCAUUCGUAAAGUUGAUAAAGGUCGCAUUAUUCAAUCUGCUUAUGGUCCUGUAAGUCAAAUGCAAAAGAUUGCUCUUCAAUUAGCUUCAACUGUACAUACACAACAGCCUAUUUAUUUAAGUGCAUCUGGUUCUAUAGCAGAGAAUAAUAAUGGUGGUGAAUUGGAUAAUAGCACAAAUUCAUCUAUCAAUCAUAGUACUUGGCUUGAUUAUUCUCCUUCAAAAAUGGUUCAAUCAGGAAAUAAUUCUCCUAUUAGUUAUGAAGAAGUAGAUGAUUAUCUUUGUUGGACUAUUGUUGGGAUAAAUAAGUUUGAACAUAUAACACCUCUUCCAUUAUUAACAUCAGUAGAAUAUCAAUAUAAUCAUCAUACUUUAAAUGUAGUUGGUCAACAUUUAAUCCAAGCUGCUCCUGUGCCUCGACUUUUAGAUCUUUGGCUAGGUACUCAUGGCCCACUCUUAACUCGACUUUCUCAACCACCUCAGCCCCAUAAACCUCAUGAAAUUCAUUGGUCUGUUCAAUUACCUUCUACUCGAGAUCUUUUAGCUGCUAAUCAUGACCUUAUCAUGACAAAGGAAAAUAAGAAAAGUCUUGAAUUAACUCUUUUAUUAGUCCGCCAACAGGAUGGUAUGGUCUAUCAUACAGGGAAG